Nymphalis io (European peacock) is the source of this 3141-nucleotide messenger RNA. RefSeq names its product RWD domain-containing protein 1. Bases 138 to 860 code for a protein of 240 amino acids. Gene Ontology annotation, biological process: cytoplasmic translation. The transcript has 5 exons. The record is from RefSeq and is a predicted model, not a curated record. NCBI's taxonomy places the organism in Eukaryota, Metazoa, Arthropoda, Insecta, Lepidoptera, Nymphalidae. Gene Ontology annotation, molecular function: protein binding.
AUUAUGGUUGUCGAAUAACCUACUCUUAACUCCUUGUAUUUUAAAUUGGAUUUUGGUUAUGUUAAAAUAGGUUAUUCAUAUGAGUAACAAAUAAAAACGAAUAAAGUAAGGCCACAUUGUAUUGCAUAGUAUAAAUCAUGGACUACAAUUAUGAACAGACAAGUGAAGUGGAGGCAUUAGACUCAAUAUACUAUGGGGAUAUGCAAAUUUUACAGAAAGAACCAAUGCACAAGUUUAGCAUACCUAUAAAAUCGGAAGAGUAUGAUGAUGGUGAAGGAUUAGCAUGUCAGUUGGUAUUUACAUACACAUUAAAAUAUCCAGAAGAAUUACCCUUAGUAGAAAUAAAUACGGAUGAAAGUUUUGAUGAAAUCGUUGACAAGACUGAACUGUAUAAUCAUCUAAUGGAACAAGCUCAAGAAAAUCUGGGGAUGGUUAUGGUUUUUACACUGGUAUCAGCGGGACAGGAAUGGCUUAAUGUGAAAUGGGACAGCAUCAAAAAAGAAAGAGAAGAAGAGGUUCUUGCUAAAAAAAAGGCAGAUGAAGAAGCAGAAUUGAAAAGAUUUGAAGGAACAAGAGUGACUGUAGAAUCAUUCCUUGCAUGGAGAAAACAGUUUGAAAUAGAUAUGGGUAUACCAGCAAAGAGAGAAAAGGAAGGGAAAGAUAAGAAUAAAUUAACGGGCAAGGAACUAUUCUUGAGAGACACUACGCUCAAUGAAUCUGAUCUCAAAUUCCUCGAAGAUGGCGAUGCAGUAAAAGUUGAUGAAUCGCUUUUCCAAGAUCUGGAUGAUUUAGAAAUUUCUGAAGAAGAUGAUGAGGAUGAUGUAGAUUACGUUCCAGGGCAGAGCAGUGACAGUGAAUAACAAAAGAUUUUGUGCUUAAAUUAGCACCAGAUGUUUUAACAUGGCUCUAACAAUUCCGACAAAUAGAUUAUUUGUUAUGGGAAAUUAUUUUUAUUAUAUUUGUAGAAUACAUACACACAUGCACCUAAAAAUAAUGAUCAUGAAUGAUUAAGGGUGAAGUUUAUUUAUUCCUUCUUCGUUUUGUUUGAUUAUGAUAAAUACGAUAAAAUCACUGAAGCCAGGAUGUUUACUUCUAUUGUUAUAUAACUUUGUUUCGUUGAAAGACAAAAACAAGAGUUAACCUUAUUUGUUUUAUAUAGAUUUUUUUUCUUCAUAUCAGCACUAUUGUUUAAAAUAUCUAGUUUAUUAUAUACUUUAGGUAAAAUACAUAUACUUAAAUUGAAACUAGUAUUUCGUGAUAAUUAUCAAAAUUAUUAUGUAGUUCAAAUAAAUGAGUAUCAUAAGAAAUGGUGGAAACCCAACAAAUAAAUCCGAAUGUGGUACAGGUAUGCCAAACUGUAUACAGCAAAAUGUUUUUAUGUACUGCCUAUUCUAACCAGAAGAAGAGAAAAGACAAAUAAACGGCUUUGACAACGAAUUAACGCGAUAUCAUUGGUAACAACUUUGACAUUCAAUAAUCUAUGAUUUCUCUAGGGAUUCGUGAAAAAAUUAUGUUUUCAAUGUUGCAAAGUUGUAAUCAGAUAUUUGGAAUUUAAAUUAAAGUUGUUAUAACAGGUGAAGUGGAAUCGUGUUGUAUUAUAAAUCAAGGUAAAUAAAUCAAGAACUGUUUGUAGUGCAUAAUACAGCGGCGCAAAUCGCAUGGAAUAUGUAUAUCUAAGAUUUGUUUCUCUUUACUCCUUCUUCGAUUGGAAUAGAGUAUACUUGGUUUUGCUCUCAUGCACCUUUUCGGAAAAGAAGCCUAUGUACUCUUCGGCCCAUGGACUACCCAAUGCUGUUUGUCUAAUAGACUUGUUUUUAUAAAAAAAGGAAGCAGCAUGAGAAACAUUGACAAAAAAGCAAUUAGAAAUACAAAAUUGUUUGUUGGAUAACUUCAUAUUCUUCAAUAAUUGUGUAUCGAGUACACUUUGGCAUAACUGAGUCCAAUUAUAAUCUUUUAUUUCAUAAUAUUAUAUUAUAAUUUGUAAAAUGAUUACUUAUAUUAAAAUAAUAAAUUCUAAAGCAGUGGUGAGUAGCAAGCACCACGAUUCGCCAUUUUGAUUACCCAACAAAAAUACGCGGGAAUUUUAAAAUGUUAUGCUAGCAAUAAAUUGUGGCCUCAACGUAAAUGUAGCAACAGGAUAAUUAGGUAUUAGAACUAUUUUGUAAUGUUAUUAAUUAAAAUAUAGGUAUACACACUUACAAGGCCAAACAAGAAAGUGGUAUAUAGACAUAACACUUUCUUGUUUGGUCUUGUAAGUAUAUUAAUUUCCUUGCUUUUAUAAUUCACUAUGUUCUUAAUUAAUGAAACAAAUUCAGCGCUUUUAGACACACAGAAAGAAAUAAUUUUAAUAAUGAACUUGUUUAAAAUCACCAAUUAACUGCCUCGUUGGACUAAUGGCUAGAUAUAGGCCGCAGAUCCCGAGGUCCUGGGUUCAAUCUCCAGAUCGACCCGAUAAAAAGUUAUUGGAUUUGUCUAUCGAAUUUUUUCAGUAACAGCCCGGAGUUUGGAAGUUGGAUGUAUGUGCACUCCCAUGCCUCGGUAAGCACGUAAAGCGUAAUAAAGUAAUACGUGUUUUUAUAAAUAUACAUAAUUAAUACUGUAUUUUUAUCUACAGUCACUAAAUUAACUUAUUGUUUUCAAAUAAACUUUUCUAGCUGUUAAAAAUAAACAAGUCAACAAUUUUACUUUUUAAGGUUUUCCCCUUUUUUCUUUAAUGUAUUAUAUUUUUAAAAUAAAACAAAUUGGUUUUAUUCCGAGAAUAGUUUUAUUUACACUUUUGCUAUGGUUAUAUAUAAAUGACAUUUCAAUAAAAAAGCGUUUGGACUCACAACAUAUACUUUAACAUCCAAGUAAAAAAACAACACUAUUUUGAGCAAACAAAACGAAUUACUAGCUUUUACAUCACAUUUAUUCGCUAACACAGAUUAAACAUUAUUAAAAUAUUUUAAACUUAUAAAUUAAUUGCAGCAAAUUAUCAAUAGAAAUUAUCAGAAGUAACACGAUAAUAUUUUCAUUAAUAUCGAAGAGCAGUCUUUAAAUAAAUGUGUGAAAAACAUGAUUAAAUUUCAAUAUCACUAAAUAAGUAUUUAAUCAAACGACAUUAUGAAUUAACUAUAGAUAUGUAUAAUCAUAAAAAAACAA